This is a messenger RNA of Trichoderma breve, 2424 nucleotides long. RefSeq names its product putative threonine/serine exporter domain-containing protein. The record is from RefSeq and is a predicted model, not a curated record. Bases 1 to 2424 code for a protein of 807 amino acids. The transcript is spliced from 5 exons. Gene Ontology annotation, biological process: transmembrane transport. Lineage: Eukaryota; Fungi; Ascomycota; Sordariomycetes; Hypocreales; Hypocreaceae. Gene Ontology annotation, molecular function: transmembrane transporter activity.
AUGUCAACAGACCCCAAGGAUUACGCUGAAGUUGUCGAUAUCCCUACACCAGGCCGUAAAGGCAAGAAGCGCGUCGUCUGGAGCGAAGAUGAAUCCAGGCGGGAGUCGGAGAGGUCAUCAGCAAACCUCUCGGCUGGCCCCUCAAUUGGUCUACCGAUUGCUUCUCCCGGUAGUGGUGACUGGCUCUUGAGUGCCAGCUCGCCUGGAUAUAUCAAUCAUUCACCCCAGGCAUCUCCCAGCCUGCAAUUCACUCCCCCCGGCGCCCCGGAUGCUCAGGAAUUGAGACUCGCCUUAAACAAGGUGCUGCUGACGGAAGAGGAGGAGCGUCACUUUCACGAGCAACAGACGUCACCGGUCCUGACACCGAUGAAAUCUGGAGAACAACCUUCCCCAGUCCCAAGAAUGCCGAGGCCAGUUUUGAGACGGAAUACGAGCUACAAUGUGCCCCAGGAACAAGAGGAGGCAGACAAGGCGGAGAAGCAUGCCACGGAGCGGCAGCUUCGAUCCAUGACCGACGCACGGCAACGGGCGGAUCGAUUGGCUGUGUCAGUGGGCGCCUUGUAUUCACAAUCUGCCCCGGGAUCAAGACGAAACUCCAUCGAACUUGAACGAGCAUUCCAGCCCGUCAUUAACGUCUCAGACGAUCAUGAUCCAGACCUGGAUGACGCCGCUAUCACCACGACCAGUAGCAGCAGCACUGCUACUCUCAAGGAACCCUACUAUCCCAACACACACUCCACCACCCAUCGCACCCCCCAUAGCUCUCGUUUGUACCAGCCACACGAAGAGCAUGACAGAGCGGAGAUGCUGGUCAACUCUCAUGCUAAAAACCACCUGUUCCACCCACAAUUCUCGGCAACGUCUGGAAGAUCAACCCCAGUCAUAAUGCAGGCCUACGCCCAAGACUACGUUCCCAGGCCCUCUUCCUAUCGUGGAGGCAUCCUCUCUUCUCUGCUCAAGCUUUACCGCGAUGAUAACGGCGCCGACCACGGUCCAGGUAGCAGCGGACGCCCCUCAACCGUCAGCACUGUUCGAUCGCGAUCAUCUAGCCGACUGAGAGGCUAUCACAAAUCUCGGGGCUCGACUUCCUCGGUUGCUUUGGAGAAGAUCAAGAAGGAAAAGUUUGGAAAACCAAAGAAGGAACAGAUCCGAAUCACAGUUCACAUUGCGGGCAUCAUUGCACGCCACAGAUACUUGUUGAAGCUAUGCCGUGCCCUCAUGAUGUAUGGCGCUCCGACGCACCGCCUCGAGGAGUACAUGAAUAUGUCUUCACGCGUUCUCGAAAUCGAAGGCCAAUUCUUAUACAUACCAUCAUGCAUGAUAAUCAGUUUCGACGACAGCUCGACGCAUACAGCAGAAGUCAAGGUAGUCCGAGUACCCCAGGGAGUUGAUCUUGGCCGCCUACGAGAUGUUCACAACAUCUACAAGGAUGUUGUCCACGAUAAGCUUGGUGUGGAGGAAGCAACCCGACGUCUGGACGAAGUCAUUGAUCGGAAACCCAAGUUCAAGACUUGGUUCCGGGUGUUCAUGUAUGGUCUUGCCUCGGUUUGCGUGGCUCCAUUUGCUUUUCAGGGCCGCUUCAUCGAUCUGCCUAUUGCCUUUUUGCUGGGCUGUCUAGUUGGGCUUCUUCAGCUCGUCUUUGCUCCCAGCAACGAGCUCUACGCUCACGUCUUUGAAGUUUCUGCUGCUGUCAUUACAACCUUUAUCGCUCGCGGUUUCGGAUCAAUUCAAGGCGGGAAGCUGUUUUGCUUCAGCGCUUUGGCUCAGAGCAGCAUUGCCCUGAUCCUGCCUGGCUACAUGGUGCUCUGUGGAUCUCUGGAGCUUCAGAGCCAUAACAUCGUUGCCGGUAGCGUUCGCAUGGUGCACGCCGUCAUCUACACUCUCUUCCUUGGUUACGGUAUUACCAUUGGAGCUUCCCUGUACGGCAUGCUCGACAGUAACGCGGCCAGUGCGACGACUUGUGACAAUCCUCUCAGCUUCAACCGCGGAUGGAAUUUCCUCUUUGUUCCGGGCUUCACAUUAUGCCUGUGCAUCAUCAACCAGGCCCAGUGGAAGCAAACACCCGUCAUGACUAUCAUGUCUCUCGCUGGUUUCUGCGUCAACAGCUAUUCAAGCCAAUACUUUGAGAGCAACAGCCAAAUCUCCAACAUGCUCGGCGCGCUAACCAUUGGUAUCCUGGCCAAUCUGUACUCGCGACUCGGACGACACGUCCUUGCUGCCGCAGCCAUGCUCCCGGCAAUCUUUGUCCAGGUGCCUUCUGGUCUAGCUGCGAGCGGUUCCCUCAACUCUCAGAUCGACGGCACUGCCUUUACUGUGCUAUUGAGCGUCAUCCAAGUCGCAAUUGGCAUCAGCGUGGGCCUCUUUAUGAGUGCCUUGAUCGUCUACCCGCUAGGCAAGAGGAGAAGCGGGCUAUUCAGCUUCUAA